Leopardus geoffroyi (Geoffroy's cat) is the source of this 3620-nucleotide messenger RNA. RefSeq names its product tryptophan hydroxylase 1 (gene TPH1). The record is from RefSeq and is a predicted model, not a curated record. Gene Ontology annotation, cellular component: neuron projection. The transcript has 11 exons. Bases 2149 to 3483 code for a protein of 444 amino acids. Gene Ontology annotation, molecular function: iron ion binding; tryptophan 5-monooxygenase activity. Gene Ontology annotation, biological process: aromatic amino acid metabolic process; serotonin biosynthetic process. NCBI's taxonomy places the organism in Eukaryota, Metazoa, Chordata, Mammalia, Carnivora, Felidae.
UUUUUUUUUUUAAAUCACUGAAUAGUAUUUCAUUGUAUGUAUAUACCACAGUUUGUUUAUCCAUUUAUCCACUGAUGGGCAUUUGGAUGGACAUUUGUUUCUACCUUUCGGUUAUUGUGAUGAAUGCUGCUGUGAACAUUUGUGUAUAAGGAUUUGUCUAAGAAUCUGUUUUCAGUUCUUUUGGCUGUAUACCUUGGUGUAGAAUUACCAGGUCAUAUGUUAAUUCUUUAACUUUUUGAGGAACCACCAACUGUUUUCUGCAAUGGCUGAGUCAUUUUAUACUCCCACCAGCAGUGUGCAAUGGUUCAGAUCUCUCCACAUCCUCACCAACACUUGUUACUUUCCCAGGGUCUCUUUUGGAUAUGUUAAGAUGCCAGUGUGUUACAGAAGUGGAGAUAUAAAAUAAGCUAUUAGACAUAGAAGAUCUGGAGUUCAGAAGGAAGAUUUGGGCUUUGAAUAUAUAUUUUGGAAUUGUUGGCUUACCAAGAGCACUUAAAGACACGAGAGAAGAUGACAUUGGCAAGGAAAAGUGUAUAGACUGUGAGGAGAAGAGGGCCUUAGAUCUUUGCUCAGAAGAACCAUGGGUAUCUGGAGGGAAGAGGAGAAGGAGCUGGCAAAGAUCAAGGGGGGGCCAAUCCAAACAUACCACCAAGUCAGCUUAGCAAAUGAGAAGUGGAGUUGGGUUGUGUCCUGUCUCAGAUAGGUUCUGCUGAAGAUCCAGGAAGUGCAAUGAGGUGUUUCUUCAUUACCAUCCAUGGCACCAGUACUUUUAAUAUCUCAAAAGGCACAUCUCAGGAUCAGAAAACUCCUUGCUAUAGAUUUCCACAGAAAUACAAUAGUACAAACAUAAGGAGAAAGACCCUUUCCCAUCUUCUAAUUUUGGUACAGAUACGUCCACAUCCUAAUCUUUGGAACCUGUGAAUAUGUUAUUUUACAUGGCAAAAGCGACUUUGCAGAUGUGAUUAAAUUAAGGAUUUUGAGAUGGAAAGAUUAUCCUGGAUUAUCUGAGUAGCCACAAAGUAAUCAGAAAGGUCCUUACAAGUGAUAGGCAGGCCAGUCAGAGAUUUAAAGAUGCCACAUUGCUUGCUUUGAAGAUAGAUGAAGGAUUAAGACAAGGGAACUUUUUUGAGGUGAUGGAAAUAUUGUAUAUUUUGAUUGUUUGGUAGUCGCACAACUGUAUAUGUUUGUCAAAACUCACAGAACUGUACAUCUCAAAAGGGUGAAUUUUACUGUGUGUAAAUUAUACAGCAAUAAACUUGACUUGACAUGAUCUCAGUUUGCAGGACAGAGUCCUUCCGGCUCCGUGCUUUUAGCAGAGCCUGCUUGGGACUCUCUGUCCUCUCCCUCUCUCUCUGUCCCUCCCCUGCACGCGCUGUCUCUCUCUCUCUGAAUAAAUAAACUUAAAAAAAAUAAACUUGACUUUAAAAAAAUUGAAGAAAAAAUGUCCUACAACUAUAGUCUUCAGUCCCUAGACUGAGCACCCAACCAGUAAAUAACUUCGUCCAAAUUUUUGGCUUCUGUGCCAUGUUGUUCACAUAUUUUUUUCUACUAAUACAGCAUGCUUAUCUGCCUGCAGCUUUAAAUUUUAAUUGGAAGAGUAAUGAGCAUUUCCCUUCUAAAAAGUUCAACAAUUGCUCUGCCUCAAGGAAUAAGGGAAAGCACCAAAAGAAUGGUGACGAAAUAACCUAGAAGCACAGAGGCUUGUGGGAGGUGGGGGAAUCCCUGUCUGGUGCCAAUCUGGAGAAGCAGGCAAGCCUAUAGGAAGGAGGUCAUUAUGUUGAAAAUAGACGUCAUCUUGGUUUGGAGGGAAUUUCCAACUCCGGAUUGUUUAAUGUUAGACUUAUGUAGUUAAGGAUGGCCUGGCAUUAGCUUAAUUAAAACACCAGUCCGUUGUACCUAAAGGCUAAGGCGCGCGAAUCUCUGCACAGGCUGGCAGGGACGGUCCCCACCGAGCAGGGGUCAGCUCUCGGCCAACUCUCUCCAGCCCGGCAGGCGAACGGCCUUCUCAUUGGCCACUGUCCGGCUGCCUCGGGCGUUCAUUGGCCCGCUCCGAAUCCCGUUUACUAUAAGAGGCGGGCAGCCCUGGUCCGCCGGCAGCACUAGUUUAUCGCCGGCGGCAGCACCACAGAGAAGUACACCAAACUCAUCAUGAUUGAAGACAAUAAGGAAAAUAAAGACCAUUCCCUAGAAAGAGGAAGGGCGACUCUCAUUUUUUCCUUGAAGAAUGAAGUUGGUGGACUAAUAAAAGCACUGAAAAUUUUCCAGGAGAAACAUGUGAGCCUGUUACAUAUUGAGUCCCGAAAAUCAAAGAGAAGAAACUCAGAAUUUGAGAUCUUUAUUGACUGUGAUAUCAACAGAGAACAAUUGAAUGAUAUUUUUCAUCUGUUGAAGUCCUACACUAACGUUCUCUCUGUGAAUCCACCAGAUAAUUUUACUGUGAAAGAAGACGGUAUGGAAACUGUUCCUUGGUUUCCAAAGAAGAUUUCUGACCUGGAUCAUUGUGCCAACAGAGUUCUGAUGUAUGGAUCUGAACUGGAUGCAGACCAUCCUGGCUUCAAAGACAAUGUCUACCGUAAAAGACGAAAGUAUUUUGCAGACUUGGCUAUGAACUAUAAGCAUGGAGACCCCAUUCCCAAGGUUGAAUUCACUGAAGAGGAGAUUAAGACCUGGGGAACCGUGUUCCGAGAGCUGAACAAACUUUACCCAACCCAUGCCUGCAGAGAGUAUCUCAAAAACUUACCUUUGCUUUCUAAAUAUUGUGGAUACCGGGAAGAUAAUAUCCCACAAUUGGAAGAUGUCUCAAACUUUUUAAAAGAGCGCACAGGUUUUUCCAUCCGUCCUGUGGCUGGUUACUUAUCACCAAGAGAUUUCUUAUCAGGUUUAGCCUUUCGAGUUUUUCACUGCACACAGUAUGUGAGACACAGUUCAGACCCUCUCUAUACCCCAGAGCCAGAUACCUGCCAUGAACUCUUAGGUCAUGUCCCCCUGUUGGCUGAACCUAGUUUUGCUCAAUUCUCCCAAGAAAUUGGCCUGGCUUCUCUUGGAGCUUCAGAGGAGGCUGUUCAAAAACUGGCAACGUGCUACUUUUUCACUGUGGAGUUUGGUCUCUGUAAACAAGAUGGGCAGUUGCGAGUCUUUGGUGCUGGAUUACUUUCUUCGAUCAGUGAACUUAAACAUUCACUUUCUGGACAUGCCAAAGUAAAGCCCUUUGAUCCCAAGAUUACCUGCAAACAGGAGUGUCGCAUCACAACUUUUCAAGAUGUCUACUUUGUAUCUGAAAGCUUUGAAGAUGCAGAAGAGAAGAUGAGAGAAUUUACCAAAACAAUUAAGCGUCCGUUUGGAGUGAAGUAUAAUCCAUAUACACGGAGUAUUCAGAUCCUGAAAGACACCAAGAGCAUAACCAGUGCCAUGAAUGAACUGCAGCAUGAUCUUGAUGUUGUCAGUGAUGCCCUUGCGAAGGUCAGCAAGCAGCUGAGCAUCUGAUCCUGAGAGCAUCUGAGCGCCAAUUCAGAGAGAGACCUGUGGGCCAGCUCCUGCUUUUCUUGAAGACCUGGUCAUGGAGGGACAGUAGCCAAACAACAUUCUCUACUCCCAUUCCUUAAUUAGUUCUUUGGAAAUUU